GCUAACCCCGAGGAGAAGUGUGCGAGAUCCCUUGCCAGUCCGUCGCCAUAACCCGGAAGAGAUUGAGAAGCGAGUUGGGCGGACAAGAUGGCGGUAGCCGUGCGCACUCUGCAAGAACAACUAGAAAAGGCGAAGGAGAACCUGAAGAAUGUGGAUGAGAAUAUCCGCAAACUGACCGGCCGCGAUCCGAACGAUAGCAGGCCUGCACCUGCAAGAAGACUGACUGUCACAGGCCCAAAUGCGAUUGGAGGUAGAGGUCGUGGUGGCAUUGUGCUACGGCGUGGACUCUCUGAAGGUGGAGGAGGACCCCCAGCCAAACAGCGGGACUUUGAAGGUGCACUGAGCAGGCUGGGCGGGGAUCGUCGGCAAAGGAGAGAGUCACGCCAGGAAAGCGACGCUGAGGAUGAGGACGAUAAAAAACCGGCGUUGCAAUCCUCCGUUGUUGCUACCUCCAAAGAACGUACACGUCGAGAUCUUAUCCAGGACCAAACUAUUGAUGAAAAGGGAAAGCAGAGAAAUCGGCGAAUAUUUGGCCUGUUGAUGGGUACCCUUCAAAAGUUUAAGCAAGAAUCAAAUGUUGCUACAGAAAGACAAAAGCGACGUCAAGAAAUUGAACAAAAGCUCGAAGUGCAGGCAGAAGCGGAAAAGAAAAAGGUGGAAAAUGAACGUCGAGGGCUUUUUGAGGAAAGACGGGCCAAGCAAACUGAGCUGCGACUAUUGGAGCAGAAAGUUGAGUUGGCACACUUGCAAGAAGAGUGGAAUGAACACAAUGUCAAAAUUAUCAAAUAUAUAAGAACGAAAACAAAACCCCACCUAUUUUACAUACCUAGCAGGAUGUGCCCACCAACACAAAAAUUGCAUGAGGAGUCGCAGAAAAAGAUGAAUGGUAUAUUUGAAAAAAGACGAGCUGAAUUUGCUGAACAUUUAAACAAAAUGGAAGCUAGGCCUAGGCGCCAUUCCAUGAAAGAAAAAGAUGAAGAAAAGAAGCAAGCCGAUGAAAAUGAAGAACAGAAGGAGGAUCGAGAAGAUGGUAAGGUGGCUCGGCAUGAGAGAGUUGAGGAGCCAGGUAAUCUGUCUAAUGACAUAGAGAUGGAGGACACCUUUGAGGAAGAGAAGGAUGUUGUUAGGGAUGUAGAGAUGGUGCAAGAGACUAGCCUUAUGGAAGAUGGUGAAGAUUCUAAAGUUGAGGAGAAGAUUGAGGAAGAAGGUAGAGUUGUAGUAGAGGAGCCCCAGAUCAGUAAAUGGGAGGAGCAGGAAGCCGAGGUUGAGGAGGAAGUAAAGGAAGAGGAGGGACAGAAAGACAGUAUGGAUGAGGAUCAUCAGGAGGCAGCAGAUGUCAGUCAGUCAACAGGCUUGGAGUUAGCAGAUGAGACUAACCAAAGUAAAGAAGUAGAAAUUGAGGAGAAAGCAGAUGAAGGUUCAGAUACUAAACUUGAUGAAGCUGAAACAGAUAAAACAAAUGAGCCAGAACCAGACACAGAAACUGAUUCCACAGAAAAGCAAGAGCAGGAACGUGAGCCAGAUCGAGAGCAGGAACGUGAGCCAGAUCGAGAGCAGGAACGUGAGCCAGAUCGAGAGCAGGAACGUGAGCCAGAUCGAGAGCAGGAACGUGAGCCAGAACGAGGGCGGAAACGAGAGCCAGAUCGAGAGCGGGAACGAGGGCCAGAUCUAAUGUUCCAGCCACCAUUAGAUUAUGCACCUCAAACAAGGCUGGAAUCAAAUUAUCAUGUGGAAGAGGAACGGGUGGUGGAAAAAGAGGAAGGUGUAGCAAUAGUUGAGAACACACCUGAGAUUCAAGUAGAGCAACCUCAAAUUGCCUCAUCAGAACACAAAGAGAAGAAGAGCAAGAGCAGGGGGAGGACGAAGAACAAAGCGGAGAAAAGUAGGAGUCGUAGUAGCAGCAGCAGUAGUUCCAGCAGCAGUUCCAGCUCAAGCAGCAGUGGAAGCAGCUCUAGCAACAGCAGUAGUCACAGCAGUUCAAGCAGUAGUAGCAGCAGCAGUGGGAGCAGUAGCAGAGACAGUAGUAGCAGCAGCAGUAGUAGCAGUGAAAGUAGAAGCCGGAGCAGAGGGAGAGGAGGGCAUGUUAGAGACGAGAAACGCAGGAGGAGCACGGAGCGAAAGCGGCGAGAUACAUCAGGAGUAGAAAGGAGUCACAAGUCGUCUUCGAAAGUCAAUAGCAGAGACUCCAAAGGAUCCAAGGACAAAGGCUCAUCAAGGUCUGACCGCAAGAGGACAAAUUCGGAAGGUAGCCGGUCAGGCAAGAGACCCUCAAGGAGUGAGAGAGACCGUAAAUCAGACAGGAAAGACAAAAGGCGUUGACAGAUUCCUUGUUUCUGGACUGUAGUUGCUCCAUGGUGCUCCCUUAACAAUAGCAUGGUACUAAUUGUUUUGGAAAGCACAAUUUAUUUUUAUUUUAUUUUUGCAUAAUUUUGUAAUCUUGGUGGUUUAACAUAGAUGUAAGCUCAGAUCUUCAAAUAAAACCAUAAAAGAUUUCUCUCCCA
Rana temporaria (common frog) is the source of this 2501-nucleotide messenger RNA. RefSeq names its product pinin, desmosome associated protein (gene PNN). The record is from RefSeq and is a predicted model, not a curated record. Gene Ontology annotation, cellular component: catalytic step 2 spliceosome. The transcript is spliced from 9 exons. Bases 88 to 2319 code for a protein of 743 amino acids. NCBI's taxonomy places the organism in Eukaryota, Metazoa, Chordata, Amphibia, Anura, Ranidae.